Messenger RNA from Grammomys surdaster, 1517 nucleotides. RefSeq names its product ubiquitin carboxyl-terminal hydrolase 17-like protein A. Gene Ontology annotation, molecular function: cysteine-type deubiquitinase activity; cysteine-type endopeptidase activity. Gene Ontology annotation, biological process: regulation of apoptotic process; protein deubiquitination. Lineage: Eukaryota; Metazoa; Chordata; Mammalia; Rodentia; Muridae. The annotation marks the transcript as partial. Gene Ontology annotation, cellular component: cytosol; nucleus. The transcript has a single exon. The record is from RefSeq and is a predicted model, not a curated record.
AUCCAGCCCUGCCAUCUCCUGGUGCCCCAGCGCUGCAUCAGGAUGGAGCCCAGGUGGUGGAGGAGAUGGCUGCCAGUGAUGGCAAGCACCUUCUGAGUUGGGAGAGGCCCCAAGGACCUGGAUGCGGGCUGGAGAACACAGGCAACAGCUGCUACCUGAACGCAGCCCUGCAGUGCUUGACACACACACCACCACUUGCUGACUACAUGCUGUCCCGGGAGCACUCUCAGACCUGUCGUUCCCCGGAAGGCUGUAAGAUGUGUGCUAUGGAAGCUCAUGUGACCCAGAGCCUCCUCCACUCCAACUCGGGGGAUGUCAUGAGGCCCUCCCACAUCCUGACCUCUGCCUUCCACAAGCACAAGCAGGAAGAUGCCCACGAGUUUCUCAUGUUCACCUUGCAAACCAUGCAUGAAUCCUGCCAGCGGGGGUACGAAGAGUGGGACUCCCCCUCUAAGGACAGCUCCCCGAUCCCUGACAUCUUUGGAGGCCUGUGGAGAUCUCAGAUCAAGUGUCUCCACUGCCAGGGCACCUCGGAUUCCUAUGAUCCCUUCCUGGACAUCGCCCUGGAUAUCAGCUCGGCUCAGAGUGUGAAGCAAGCCUUGCGGGAUACAGUGAAGGCAGAAGAGCUGCGUGGGGACAACGCCUACUACUGUGGAAGGUGUAGCCAGAAGAGGCCAGCUUCCAAGACCCUGACUGUUCACAGAGCCUCCAAGGUUCUCCUGCUAGUGUUAAAUCGCUUCUCAGAUUUCCGGGGUGACAAGCUGAACAGAGAAGUAAGCUACCCGGAGUUCCUUGACCUGCAGCCAUACCUGUCUCGGCCUACUGGAAGACCUUUGCCUUAUGCCCUCCAUGCCGUCCUGGUCCAUGAUGGUGUGACUUGUCACAGUGGACAUUACUACUGUUGCGUCAAAGCCGGCCAUGGCAAGUGGUAUAAGAUGGAUGAUGCUCGGGUCACCAGGUGUGAUGCGACUUCUGUCCUGAGGGAGCCUGCCUAUGUGCUCUUCUAUGUGCAGCAGCCUGACCUCAAGAAGAAGCUCAAGGUUGAUGUGUCCGUGGGCAGAGUCCAUGAGGUUCUUGACCCCGUUGACCCCGAAUACCAGCUGAAGAAGUCCCGGAAGAAACAAAAGCACAAGAAGAGAAGCUCUGGCACAGAAGCUUCAGGAGAGCCCCGCGGAAACAGGGAGACGACUACAGCAACCAAAGAAACCUCCUUAGUGGAGGGGAAAGUGCUCCAGGAGCAGAAGCACCAGAAAGCCGGGCAGAAACCCAGGAAGAGCCAACUCCAUCUGCCAGCCAGUGCAACUGUGAUUGCCCAGCCCAGAUACACAGCAUACUGGGGCAGCAACGCUCCAGACAAGGAGAAUCAACCGAGGCUCAAUGCUGACAGGCUCCUCAUCUCUCAGGGCCCCAUGAACACGACUGGGCAGCUCUGCAGUCAGGCAGGGAGACAAAGAUCCAAGAAGGGGAAGAACAAGAACAAGAACAAGCAUGGGCAGAGGCUUCUGCUUGUUCACUAG